Molecule: messenger RNA, 10166 nt
Organism: Podarcis lilfordi (Lilford's wall lizard)
Lineage: Eukaryota; Metazoa; Chordata; Lepidosauria; Squamata; Lacertidae
Source: the annotation of a GenBank genome assembly
AUGGAAACCGGGCUAGAUCAACUUCCGCCCUUUUGUGGGCGAAAUACAAUCCGCUUCCGCAGCUUCCGCUUCCGCCGCUGAGGUGUGCGUGUGGGGGUUAGAACUCAAAGGCGGUCUAUGCUCCUCCCGCGCGCCGCGGUGAUUGGGCGCCCCAAGUCUCGCGGCCCACUAUUGGCUUACAGAACCUCGCGACGCCCGGAGCCCUUGUGAGUAGCGGGUGGGUAACCCCUCUCGCUCUCUUUUUUUCCUGGAGCGCAGCGGCAGGAGCACGGUGAGCGGCCUCGGGGAGCGUGGUGGGUAGGCCUGGGUCCUCUCGGGAAGGGCUUUCGGCGCGCCCGAAGGCUGGCGGCCCAGUCUCCCGCCGCCCCUGGUGCGCCUGGCCUGGCGUCUCCCGUCCCGCUGGGCCAAGAGCUCUUCCAGGCCGGGGAUGCUCUUCCAGGAGGCGCGCGGGGAGCCGUCUUCCAUGUCUCAUGAGGCGGAAGAGGAGAGACGGGGGCCUGGCCUGCGCUAAAAGCCCCGUGUUCUCGUUACCAAAGCCGUAAUAAAGUAUACACCCCCCCCCAAUCGCCACGUCAACUUUAAAAUGUGCUUUGGGCACAAGGCGAAGAAAAUUUAUGUAUUAUUGCGAUAGCAAUGUUCCGUUUUCCAAAUUGCGCGUCAAGUUUAAAAUGCGCUUUGCGUUAUUCCCAUGGGCACAAGGAAAAGAAACUUCUUUCUGUCCUAUACAUAUUUAUUACAUUUCCCAAGCUUAGAACAGGCUAAAAGAAAUACAUGGUGAAAUAGUGUGUAUGGUUUCUUAGAAUUCGUUCCCUCUGCUUUCAGUGGAGCCUACUCCUAAGUAAAGUUUUGCACAGGACUGCAGCCGCCUUGUUUAAUUCUCUAUGUUUACUUGGAAGUAAAGCCUGCUGUUAUAAAAUUUGUUAAAAGGUUUUUGUUCCCCAUUGAUCCACAGCUAUGGAAGAGAUAACAAAAAUAAAAAUGGGCCUUGGUUGGAGAAGAUUUAAAAGGGGAGAAUGUAAUUGUUAUUACUCUUGUUUUGUAAAAAUGCUUCGUAAAUGGCAAACAAGCCUUAAACUAGAAUAUACAUUGGACAAGAAACCUGUAGGCAUUUCAAAACUAGAAAUGUUCUCCCUGCUGCAGCCUUCGUCCACUUUAAACAAAAAUAAAAAAUAAAAUACAGUAGCAUUAUUGUUGAUAAUAAAGUUGUCGUUGGGUUAUAUGGUGUGCUGCAGAGUAAAAUGCACAAAGCACCUUGGCCUAAAUAUGUAUAAAUACUUCAGUAAGUAUGAACCACCAACCAUAUUCUAAGCUGCAGCUCAGAAUUUGAUAGACGUGGUACAAAUGGAAAAGAAUGUGAAGGAAAUGCAAGUGUAGGAGCAAAUGCAGAUUGAUGGGGUUUGAUGGAUAUUGCCUUGAUGCCCUAUAGCUCUUGAAUUCCUGACCUGUAGCAGAGGUCAGAAAAUACUUCUCUUGCAGCUGUUCCUUCUCUGGCUGCUGGAUGGGGCCAGGUUUGUUGUUAUUUUUGCCAUAAUGUUCUUCCUGGGAGGCAGCCUUCCAUUGGUCCUUGGGAUGGUUACAGAGGUCAAAAUGUGCCUCCUUUCAGCUCUGGUUAAACUUCCUAAAGGUGAGCACUUCAGGUAGGGUCCCCCCCCCAACUCAAAAGCUUGCCAUGACUUUGCUUGGUCUUAAUACUGCCCAACUGGGUGUAUUGGGAGUUCCCCCUGCUCCUGAACUGGCAUUAAUGCAUACUGGUCUUUGCUGCUUCCCCCACCCCUCUCUUCUGUAGAUGCCUGGAGUAACCGUAAAAGACGUGAACCAGCAGGAAUUUGUGAGGGCCCUUGCAGCCUUCCUCAAAAAGUAAGUUGCCUGAAAAAUGAAUUGGCAGUUAAGAGCUAGUCCCAUGGAUUUGAUAAGGGGAUUAACUGCACUUGUUAGUUAAAAAGAAGGGAGUACAGCCUACCUGCCCUCUUCUGCUAAUUGCUUUGUGUAUGUAUGUAUGUCUUUACUGUGCUAAGAGCGCAACACUUAGCCAAACAUAAGGAAAUGCUUCCUUUGGUGUAGUGAUGGCUCAUCUAAUGGAGCACUCUGUCUAGUAACAUAAUUUUAAAAGGGUGCUUAGGUACAGCUAGUUGUGCCAGAAUGAGGAUUGCGAAUAAGAACCCGAAGCCAUUGAAAGCUUUGCAGUGUGGAUAGAUGGCAUCUUGUGGACGGCUGGGGUUCCUGAUUUCAGCAAAUAUCCCUUUAGGAACAGGACAUUUGUUUUGAGGUUUAUACAUUCAUGAGUCUUGGCAGACACAAUGCUUGAAGUGUGUAUGUGAUAAGGGAGCCCCCCCCCCCCGUAAAACUAAACUUUAAAAAAUAAACAGUGACUUGCUCAUUUAAUCAGUGAUACCCUUUUAUCUGAUCAGGUUUUAGUCAAUCUAAAUGUAGUCUUAAGCAUGCCUUGUGGGAUCUGUAAGUGGAAGUGCAGUUGUCCAGGCCAUCUUUUGUCCUGAGCACAGAUGCAUCAUUUGCUUCGUUCCUGGGUGUGACUGUAGAUGCAGCUGUUCAUCACUUAGUUGUAUCUGACUGUGUUUUCUUCACAAGGUAGAGAGUAUGUGUUAGUUUUUAGAUAGUUUUAAGGUAGAUUGUGCUUUGCUUUGGCAGUCUUGUGGCAGUCCAACAAACAAGUUGGAUGGUAAACUUUCAAAUAAAUAGAAGAAAAGCAGGGAUAAAACAGAGACACUAAUGGGACAAAGGCUAAACUUGCUCUUUGUUCCUCCAUCCAAACUCCAGAUCCAGGGUGGGUGUUGUCUUCUCUUGAUUUUGUUCAUGGUAGCAGCCUGUGCACUUGGAGGUACUAGAACUCAAAUGGAACCAUUAAGAACAGACUCGGUUCUCAUCCAUUUCUCAUCUGCCUCGCCCUGCCCUGGGUUCUGUUUUAUGGUCACAGCUUUAUUUUUAUUAUUCUGAUUGUUUAUAACCUGCCUUUUUUCAUGAUUGGAUUCAAGGCAGUUUACAGAUAAAAACAAUAACUCUUUAAAACAUAGAAAAACCAAUAAUUAAAAAUAGAAUUAAACAUUGAUAUAAUUGAAACUAUAUACAACAUAUUUAAAAUUUGUUUAAAACAUACCAGUAAUUACAAUAAAAGCAGCACAGCACCAGCCCACCCUUUCAUUAAAAGCAGUUAAUUCCCGAAGGACUGUUGGAAUUGUUGACAGCAAGGAGGGAGCCAGCCUAGCUUCUCUAGGGAGGGAGUUCCAAAGUCAGCAGCCACCGAGAAGGCCGCCUCCUGCAUCCCCACCAAGCAUGCCUGAGAUUGUGGCGGGACAGAAAGAAGAGCCUUCCCAAAAGAUCUGGGUUUUGAACCCAGGCAGGUUCACAUGAGGGAAUACUGUCUUUCAGGUACUUUGGACAUAAGCUAUGUGGGGCUUUACAGGGGAUAACCAGCACUUUGAAUUGUGCCCAGAAAUAGACCAAUAACCAGUGGCGUUGUUCCUAGUAUAACCAGUCUCAUAACCAGCCCCGGUCAACAAUCUAGCUUCAGCUCUUAGAGCCAAUGGACAUUUCCGAGCACUUUUCAAAGGCAGCCCCAUGGUAGAGUGUGUUACAGUAAUCCAGAUUACUGUAAACCCUGAAACCACACAUUCUAAUAGCUUACCCCAAAAUAGGAUAUUGGAGGCUGGCCAAUAAUUAUCCGGUAAAGUGGAAUUCAGGGAGGACUUUUUCAAUAGGGUCACUAUAACCACUGCCUUCAGCCAGUCUGCCGUUGGCCCUUUUGAUGAGCCAGAUAGGGCAAAGAUCUAGCACACGUGGUAGCUCUCACAUUUCCAGGCUAUAUAACUUGAAAAGUAUCCAUUAACACUGGACUCGUAUCAGUUAUAGCAUCCAAGUCAGGACAGAUCUGAGCAAUUUUGUCAGCAAAGUGCUUGAGCAAAUAGUUCACAGUGGGCCAUUGAGUGGUCCACGUUUUCAUGUUCCACGUUUUCAGCUCUACAGGAUGGCUCUUCGCUGACACAUGAAUAGGUCUUCAAAGAAGAGAUUCUAGCCUGUGUUUGGUCAGGCUUAUUCCAAGUUUUCUGCCAAUAUCAGCUACACAUCUUCAAAUACACUCAAACGCAGCAGACUGCAGGAGAGGGCACUUGGUCAGGGGGAUGCAGUCAUGAUAGACCACUGUGAUUCUGGCCUCCCCCCCCCCCCCCGGCCUUGCUUGCUGUUGUACAGAGAAUGCCGGUGGGCAACUUCAGCUAAUCAAGUCUCUUAAUUCAAGCCUAAUCAGCAUUCUUUUGCAGGAUCAAGUCCUGGGUAGCAGUUGUAUCCCAUUCACCGACCUGGCAGCAUGUAAUGGAACAUCGAUUAAUUAGCUUUUAUUUUUAUAUGGUUAUGUUUGUAGGAAGACGUUUUAGGGUCAGAACAGUCCUUUGAGGAUUUGACUAAGGAAUAGUGACUCUGCUGGUUUCAUAAGUGGUGGUUUCAAAUACAAAAGCUAUUGGCGCUGCCUUAGAAGAGGCCUUUCUCCUUUAUUCACAACAGGAGAGAGUUCCUCCUUUGAUUCAGGUGCGGGGAACAUCCAUAGCUCAGUGGUAGAGCAUCUGUCUUGCAUACAGAAGGUCCCUGGUUUAGAACAGUUCUUUCUCUCUCUUUCAUUCAUUCUUUCAGAGGUAUGGUUUUUUUUUUAAGUUGCCCCACUCUUAAGCCAAAAGGGACUCUUAAAGUGGUUUUCACAUCAGUAAAAACAAGACAGGACCCUGCCCUUAGGCUGCCCUUAGACAUGACACAAAAGGAAAGUUAAUUGGGAGGGAGUGGGAAAUAUGCAAACUUAGGUACCAGUUAUUUGUUACAAGGUGGCAGGUGACGAGGGAGGAGGGACUGGACACCCCUCAUCUCUUUUUGCCUCCCAUUUGCUGCAGCUUGAUGGAAUUGCCCCAGUCAAGUGAAGUCUUAAGGCUGGAAGCUGUUCAUGCAGAACAUGUGAGGAUCUAGCAAAUGAUAGUUCAGUGAGGCAUGGGUUUGAGCACUUGUCUUCUGGUGACGAGCCCUUUGAGCAAAAGUGAUAGCUUGGCUGAAAUAAAAUUACUGCUGCUUAUUUGUAUGGUGAUAACUGGUGUUUGAAUUGUUCUUGCAGGUCAGGUAAACUGAAAGUACCUGAAUGGGUGGACACAGUCAAGCUAGCCAAGCACAAGGAACUAGCUCCAUAUGAUGAGAACUGGUUCUACACCAGAGCUGGUAAGGAACUGGGCAGAUAUAGUAACAUGCAAAUAUGGUGCAACGUCUGUCUUUUUAAGAACAAAGUUCAUAAUUGUUUUUAACAAUCCAUGAUUGUCUGCAUAAGUGUUGCGUUGCAUAUUGCAUCAGAGGGACCAAGAUAGAUCCUGCCACUCAGAUCUAUUAAGGGCACCACUUUUGGAAUGAGAAUGUUGUAGGAUAAGUGCAGUGCAUUAACUCACUGGUUUGGCACCUGACAACUUCAUGAAAAUGAGAUGCAAAUUACGUUGAUUAUAUACAGCUAAUGGUAAUGCUUGCCAUUUAUACAGCAAAAUGUAAGUGCUUGAAGCAGUUCACGUACAUUAUUAGCAGCAGCAUCAAUGCACAUGGUACUUUAUAGGCAUUUUAUAAGGGAAAAUGGGUCACUGCCUCCAAGGAGCUUACAAUAAGAGGGAUAACAUGGAGAGUGAGACAUGUAGGACAAAGAGUGGAUAUGAGCAGAUACAGUUAACAUGUGUAGCUUAGUGUCAUUAUCCCAAUAAUCCUUAAAAUUCCUCAUGCCUCUUUAUCCAGCAUAGUUGAAAAUGCUUGAGUUUGGUGUGCAGUUAGGGGGAGUUUGGAGAUGACAACUUCUUGGGGGAUAGCUAGUGUUCUGCUCAAGGAAAUGAGCCCUCUUGGCACCAUAAAAGAAAAACAUUAACUAUUUUCAUUGAUAGGGCGAGUGUGUCUUCCCUGAUGUAGACCAUGAAUAGUUAACUGUGUGCUUGUGAUGGUGCAUUAUUAGCUCCCCUGUGCUAGCCACGCCUACUUAGAUAGAUGACACAUUGGAUAGACAUUAUGCAGCAUUUACAUGUUUCAUUAAGAGCAAGUUACUGGGGUUCUAAAGACAUGAAUCAAUUGCUUGCUUUUACUUCUUUUUCCAGCUCUCCUGAUCUUCUCAGGAUUAUUACUAGAGGUCUUGCCACCUCACAGCACCCAAUCUCUGUCAGUGCUGGGUGCUGAGGCAGUGCGAUUUUUCACAGGCUCAAGUCAUGUGCCUUUUGAUUUGCUUGCCCAUAGAAGGAGGAAGACACAAACAAGUGUUGGUAGCCGGCCAAGCAAUCUGUCUUGGUUUUCUUCCUGCUGCCCCCCAAGGCCCAAGAUAGUGUUGUUCCUGACUUUAGGCAGCUCCUAGCAACAGUUGGAGAGCUUUAGAGUUGCUCUUUGUGGAGAUCUUGCACUGUUCAUUCACAUGUCGCUAGAAUGCCUUCUCAAAUGCACACAUCUGUUUGUAUUCAUGGUAAAUAACGCAAACCAAUUAUCUAUCUUUUCAUGUCUCGCUUUCUAAAUGCCCCUCCACUGUGGCGAUGAUUUACAGGGAAGCUCUAAAGUCCUAUGUGCUUUUCUCUCGCAGCACUACCGCAGUGAUGUCUAUUAAGUGCCGUAUUCCCAGAUGUUGUCUUGCUGCUGUAACUGUUUUAGCGAAAUGAAGGCUUGAGAGGUUGCCUUGCGGCAAUAUGGCCUUAGGCUGUGUCUGUUUUUGUCUGCUUGAACGGUGGCCUCAAAGGACAAAGCAGGUGGCUCUGUACAAAAGCAGCCAUGGCGGUGAAAAGUGCUCUGCCCUCCGUGCUACAUUCUGCACUACCCUGUAGUCCUGUUCUAGGUCUAAAUUGGGGUUUUUACACCAUUUCUUGUUCUCAAGUGAUAUUAACAGUAUGGUGCUCUGUUGUUUCUCUGGAGUUGCCACACUGUGUUUGGCUAAGGUUCCUCCAGCUAGAUGAUCUUAGGCUGACGACAAUUGUGCUCAUUAACAGUUCGCAUGCUACUGUUGGCUACUUUUGUGUGGUUCCUUCCUUCUUUAACGGGAGUAAUGCAUUCAAGCAUGCAGCCAACUUAGUGUGGCUUCUCAUUCUGGAGAUGUUCCCCAGCUGGAAUUGGGAGUUCUCGGCUCGUAUAUCACACUGCUCAAAUAAGUACACCAGCCUUCUUCAGAUCAGUGCCCUCCAGAUACUUGGAGCUACAAACCUGUUUCAGCUCCAGCCAGCACAGCUGAUGGUUAGGAAUGGUGGAAGGCUUUCUCGGAGACAUCUGAAGGGCACCAGGUUUGAGAAGCGUGGAGUACCCUAUUCCUGUGAGUAAAAACAUGAGUGGUGUGCAAGGCAACCUUUUGAACCAGGAGGGUUUUUAUAACGGGUCAGUCAGUGUAUAGAAAACUUACUUUGCGGCUGUAUCUGGUGUAGGAAGACAAAGACAAAAUGUUUUGAUUGAAAUAAACAGGAAGAAGAGUCAGGAAGUGAUGUGUUGUUUGUGUUUUGGUUUGUUUGCAGCAUCCACAGCUCGCCAUCUGUAUCUCCGUGGUGGUGCCGGAGUCGGCUCCAUGACCAAGAUCUACGGGGGCCGCCAGCGCAACGGCGUAAUGCCCAGCCACUUCAGCAGAGGCUCCAAGAGCGUUGCUAGGAGAGUGCUGCAGGCUUUAGAAGGGCUCAAAAUGGUGGAGAAAGACCAAGAUGGGUGAGUCUCGGUACCAAAAGGACGCAGAGAACUUGUGCGACUCGGUAGCCCAAGAAUUACACCUAUAAGGGAGAAAACUGCUGCAGGGUAUCAUGGCCGCUUGCCCCUCUUGCAAAAACUUCAGGUUGUACUCAACACAUUUUUACUUGGAGUAGGAUCUCUGAAAUCAACAAGCCUAACCACAUCGUGUCCAUUGACUUAAGUGGGUCUACUUUGAGUAGGAGUAUAAUUGCCUACAACCCAUAACGUGCCACAGCUGACAACAUGCAGAGGUCCAUUCAUCAGAACUUGCUUAUAUUACUCAUGAUGGCUGCAUAGAGCCUUCAUGUUCAGAGGCAGUGUUAUCACUCAGUAUUAGUUGCUUGGGAAAACAGCAGAAGGUGGCCAUGACCUUUGGUGCCCUAUGAUUUGGCCACCAGGAAGCCUCUGACUAACCAUGGAUCAGAAUUGCUGGACUAGGUGCACCCUUGGUUUCAUCAAGGAGAAGCCUUAUGUUCACUAAAGGUUCCAUCGAUCCAUACUUUCAUGUGUGGAUUAGUUAUGUGCUGCAUUGCCUAUUGGAAGGUGCUGAAGCCUAGUAUAUUUAUGUGGGGCAUUUAGGGCUAUGGGGUGAGGUUGUACACGUUCCUUGAAAAAGAUCAUAAAUCUGCUGGGUGAUGGUAACUAGGGCAGAGAAUUUCCCACAGUAGCGACAGAAUUGCCUUUCUAAAAAUGCUGAUACUGGUCACUGCUUUCUUUCAGAGGUCGCAAACUUACUCCUCAGGGGCAACGAGAUCUGGACAGGAUUGCAGGACAGGUAACCUUUUUUUCACAUGAAUCAUUUCUACAAGAGUAGCCGUGUUAGUCUGUUGCAGCAACACCAAGGAAAAGCCUUGUGGCACCAUAAAGCAUUCUUGUAAAUAGCUCCCUGCCUGCAAGCCGUUAGAAUUCUAUUCAGGGAACCAACCUGGACAUUUUUUUAAAGUCCCACCCCCCCCUUUUCAAGGCACAGAAAAACAACCUGUUCAACGUGGGCAGGCUAGAUUGUGUAAAAAUUUGCAGAUCACUUAAUUUUGUAGAGUACUUUUGCAAAAGUGCCUGUUGCAUAAGUUUUAUUUAAAAUAUUUUAGGGUUGCUUUUUGGCAUAUGCCUUUCCAAUGUGGUUUUACAGUCGAAACAGUUAAGGAAAAGGAAAACAACAAUACAAAUUUUUAAAUUCUGCUGUUGUUUAGGAAAUCACAUUCUGAAAUAAAUGCAAGAGGCUUUAAGAUACUAGAAGCAUCUUCUGUUUCUGCCACAAAAAACUGUUCUCGGUUGCAGGGUAGGAGAAGGAAUGCUGGAAAUGAAUCAUAAUUUUCCCCCCAGUUGCUUUGGCUUGAAAGUGUUUCUAUUACUUAAAGAAUUGCACUAUCUUACUUGAAAUGCUUCACAACGAAAGGAAAAUUGAACAGAGAGUGAGUGAGUUAGGAUCAACAACUUGCGAGAUCAUUUCAGCAAAAGUUCUGCUGUCGCAUAAAGCGAAUCCCUAGCAGCCUGCCUCUCUUCAAAACUCAUUAGAAAGAGCUGUGUUGUGUAGAUCUCCGCAGCUUUAGAUUUGUUCCUUAAAAAUUUACUUGAUAAUCUCUCCCCAAUAAAACUCUUUUUAACAGCCCCAGUGCCAUCAGAUAAAGUGCCUGAAUGAUGUUGCAUUAACUAGCUCUCUGUUGACAUUUACAAUGUACUGUGGAUGAAUUAUUCCUUGCAAACGGUUGCCUUUACAAAUACAUAGAAGUUAUUAAGUGCAGCAUGUCCAAGCAAGUACCAGAAUGAAAAAUCACACAGAGUUGAUAGAUGUCUCUCAUUUCUAGCGGUUGAGCUAGACUGUGAAUCUGAGUAUCUUGAAAUUUUCCCUUAUCGGUUCUUUCAAAAUUACAGCGCUCCAUAUAAAAAAGAGCAUGUUGAAGGAACUCCAGUUCAGCUGCUAGUUAGCCGAGUUCAGUUGGUGACUGAAUUUAUCGUUAUAUAAUUCUGAAGGGGCAGGCCUUGCGUUCUGUAAGGAGGCAUGGAUUUCUCAUCCAGAAGCUGUGGGUGAUGUAGACCAAAAUGCGUAUGUAGAACCCAGCUCCUCCUAGGCUGUUUUAUGUGCCAUCUAUAUAAACUGUCAGUGUUCAGGCCAAUGGAUUGUGCCUUUCUUCAUAGAAUUGUAGAGUUGGAAGGGGUCCCAGUGGUCAUUUAGCCCAACCCGCUGCACUCCACAGACAUGACAGGAAGCAUGUCAUGGUGCUAUGUAACAUUGAGUUGUGCCUUUUCCCCUGCCAAAGAUCAGCUUUCCCACCUUGGUGUUUUCCAGGUGUUUUGGGGUAUAACUCCAUCAUCCCUGCCAUUGACAGUGCUGGCUGUGGCUGAUGGGAGUUGCAGUCCAAAACAUGUGCAGAAAGUUGGACUAAAUGUAAGUCUUGCAUGGUUUCCCCACCAAAAUACAGACCUUUUUCUCUUUUCUUUUCUAGGUGGCAGCUGCAAACAAGAAACAUUAA